Molecule: messenger RNA, 982 nt
Organism: Bradysia coprophila
Lineage: Eukaryota; Metazoa; Arthropoda; Insecta; Diptera; Sciaridae
Molecular function (GO): protein binding
Source: RefSeq, a predicted model, not a curated record
GUUGGUGCUUAACAGUCGGAAGAAGACCGACUAAAGAAAAUUUUUGUCCGAAAUGAAGCUGAUUCAGAAAUUAUCAUUGAUAUCGCUAUUGUUAGGUGCGUCAUCAUUCGUUACCGAACCAUCAGACGAUAAUUUACCAACAGUCGAAGUUUCGUGUAAUAAUUACGAACAUGAAACGAAAUUAUGGAAUCUAGACUUGAAUCGUAAUAAAAUCAAAUCCUUUGGGCCAAAUACAUUCAUCGGAUGCAAGAACGUUGCAAAUUUGUAUUUAGAUGACAAUCAAUUGGUGACAAUUCGACAAAACGAUUUUGUUGGACUAACAAAUUUGAAGUAUCUUUGUCUUCGCCGGAAUAAAAUAGAAUCGAUCGAGGAUGGUGCUCUGAAUUUCACCCAUUUGACGAAUCUCUAUUUGGACAACAAUCAACUGCAACAACUCUCCGAUCAUACAUUCACCGGGAUGCCAGAACUGACAUAUCUUAGCAUUGAUAACAAUAAUUUAGCACGAGUUGGUUCAUCGUUUCAACGUUUGACGAAGUUGCAAAAAAUUUCGCUGGCAUGGAAUCGCAUUGUCGAUCUCAAUUUUACUGCACUUCUACAGAUGCCCGAACUGACUGUCAUAUAUUUGAGAAGCAGUGGAUUGACGUCAAUUAAUACCGAAUAUACGCCAGGUGUAACGUAUGCUGUAGACGAUUUGGAUCUGGCUCAUAACGGAAUUCGACAAUCUGACUUGUUGACUCGUCUAAGGAACUGCGGUAAUCUCACUAAAUUACGUCUUUCCGGAAAUAGUUACGACAAAUUGGAUGAACUUGAACGAAUUGGAGAAUUGCUUCCGAAAUUGCGCAGAAUUAGUGUUGGUUUCCAAUACACGUACUCAGAAGCCCAGUCUAUGGCAAGUAAGUCGAAAAGAUAUGUAGAUAUUUCACCGAAUGAUUUUCCUGAUAUUAUGUAUUUGUAAUAAAUAAAAUCUCAAAAGAGGAGUAGA